AUGAUACACAAACAAGAAUUGGUCAAACAGAAAAUCGCGGGACUCAAAGUGGAGGAGAAGCAAGAAGAGUUGAAAAGAAGAGAAGAAAUCAAUAUGCAGCUUGUGACAGACAUUAACGAUUUAAAAGAUAAACAAUUAGAAAAGGAUAACCAACUCAAAAAGGUGAAAAAAGACACGUUCAAAAUUGGUGUAUUGAUCGAGAACACCACAGAUGAAGUCAACGAAAUCGAAAAGUCGAUUCAAGAAGAUAAAAUACGAGACAAGUCGCUCCGUGACCAAACAGAAAAGGCGAAAAUUCAAACCGCAAAGGUACAAAACCAAACGAAAAUUGUUAAGGUUGACAAAGAUAUGAUUAUUCAAGAACGACAAGAAGUCGAAGCAUCAACAGAAAAGAAACUUGAUGAAGUCGACCUCUUGUCAGAAACACUCAAUAAAUUGGAAAAAGAGACUUUCGACGCUGAGGUCGAUAGAGACAGAGCAGAACAAACAUUAGCAGACACCACCGAGCGAAAUCAACGAAUGUUAGACGCUUUAGAAGCCAAGUUGAAUCACACAUUGAGUCGAGAGAAAAAGGCGAUGGACAAGUCGCACAAAAAGAAUAAUGCCGAAAACAAAAAAGCGCGAGAGAAGAGAAAACAGACCCGGAGAGAAAAACAGAAAGUCGAAGACGCAAUUGAAGACCAAAAACUUGCAAAGAAAAUCACUGAGACGAAAUUGACGACGUUGGAAGAACAAGCAGAAAUUCUUGACGACCGCACCGAUCAACAAGUCGAGCAGAUAACAAAUCAGGACGCAGCUAUCGAGGCGAAACUCAAAGAAAUCAACGAAAACAGAAAAAAAAUAUCACAACAACAAAAGACCAGAUUUGUGGAACAAACAGUUGCUGGUAUCGGGGCUAAAGCUGCACCCAAAUCUAAUAUUGUUAUAGAUAAAGAUGUUGAAGCCACUGUCUCUAAAAAAUAUAAAGAAGAACGAAAGAAAAAGAAGAGUGCGUACGACGACUUUAUUAAAGAAGUGGAGGACAUUAAGAUUGAGGCACCUAAGAGAGAGAAGAAGGCACGUGCUGCUCCAUCAAAACCGGAAGAUGAUCUCUUCGAGAAGGAAAUGGAAGAGCGAAAGAAGAAGUACGCAUAUCUGGACGUUGACGCUGUCGACAAAUUACACCGAGAUAACACUAAAUUGGACCAAUUAGUUCGUGAAGAGAAAAGGCAAAUUGAACUUGACAGACAAAAGAAAUUGAGUGAUUUAGUCGACGAACAACAGAAGAUCCAAGACCGACUCAGAGAAGAACAAGAGGAGGUUAAAAAGGAAUUCCAAGAGAAGCGCGAGAAGUGGCGUAAAGAGCGUAGAGAGGUAUAUAAACUUGUUAAUGUGAUUGUCGAUAUUACCGACUUUUUGCCCACAAUUCCAGAAGCGCGUGAGAUCUCGUUGAAUCAAAGUCAAAGAGCAUAUAAGAUGUUGGAGUGGGAAAAUAAGACUGUUGUUGACGAUUUAUUCAAAGAGUGGGCGACCAGAAGAAAUGGAUUUAUGGAUAAGUGUCCCAUGAACCCAGUGGAAGAAGAUUCACACGACUUCCUUAGUUUCACGAAAUUGAGUGGAACGACUGGAAACGGGGACAAGUCUGUUUUUGUCAAAUCGAAACAAAGAAUGAAAGCAAAGGAAGAGGCAGAAAAGAAGGAAAAGUAUGGCAUGCUUGGCGAAAUGGACGGACACUCUCCCCGAUUUGAGAUGGGUGUUGACACUGAAAUUAUGGAUGAGAGUGGUCAUAUUAAUAGUGAGAAUGGUCCGAUACCAAUUGCGUUUUUCUUGGACGAUAUGGACGAUGAAGACAAAGAUGUGCAACGUAAAAUUGAAGCGGAAAAGCGUCGUAAGAUGGAAGAAGAACAACGACUCAUUGAAGCGGAACAGAAGCGGAGAGCUGAAGAGGAAGCAAGACGUAAAGCGGAACUGGCAGAGAGAGAACGACAAGAGAUUGAACGUAAACGACUUGAAGAGCAAAAACGUAUCGAAGAAGAAGAGCGUAUUAAACGCGAAAUUGAAGAAGCAAAAGCGAAGGCUGAACUUGAAAAGCAAAAAGCAGAAGCAGAGCGUGUCAGGCUUGAGAACGAAAAGAAGAGAAUUGAAGCCGAAAAACUUCGAAUACAAAAAGAGAAAGAAAGACUUGAAGAAGAGAGGAAACAAAAACUCGAGGAGGAAAGGAAGAAAUUGGAGGAGAGUGAGCGGAUAAGAAGAGAAGAAGAAGACGCAAAAAGAAAGGCUGCUGACGAACUUAGAAAGAAGCAAGAAGAAGAGAGAAUAAAAGAAGAGUUGAGACUGAAGCGAGAGCACGAAGAGCUGAUGAGAAUUGAAGCCAUAAAGGCACUUGAGAGGCAAAAACGUGAAGAAGAAGCUCAAAGACUUGAAGAAGAAAAACUUCAAAAACUUAAAGAAGAAAACGAGCGCAAAGAGAGGGAGGAAAAUGAGAGAAAGAUGCGUGAAGCCGAGGAAGAGAAAAUUAGAAAACAACAAGAAGAAUUGCUCGAGAAAUUGAAAAUUGCAAAAUUGGCAGAAGAAAAAGCAAAAGCAGAGGCGGCUGAAAAGGCAAAACUUGAAGAAGAAGCCAAACGUGACGCUGAGCGGCUGAGACAACUCAGAGAACAAGAAGAGAAAGAACGCAUAGAGAAAGCGAGACUCGAGAAAGAAAGAAUAGAAAAGGAACGCAUUGAGAAGGAAAGAAUUGAGCAAGAAAGAAUUGCAAAAGAAAAAGCUGAACAAGAGCGCCUUGUGCAGAAACAAAAAGAAGAAAAAGAAAAAGAACGGUUGGCACAAGAAAUGAUCGAGAAAGAGAAGCGUGACAAGGAAUUAGCUGCGAAAAAACUAGUUGACAUGGAAAUUGCCAAUGAAAAAGAAAGAGCUGAAAAGGAACACAAAGAGAAAGAAGAAAAAGAGAGGAUGAAGGCACUGCAAGUUGCUGAGGAGAAAGCGAAAGCCGAGGCUGAACGUGAACGUCUCCGAAAAGAACAAGAAGAAAAAGACCGUCUUGAAAAAGAGCGGAUAGCAAGAGAAAAAAUGGAACAAGAAGUGAAAGAGCGAGCUGAAAAGAUGAUGAAAGAAAAAGCAGAGGCGGAAGCACAAGCAGCACAACUUGCUAAAGAAAAGGCUGAGGCGGAAGUUGCUCGUAUCAAAGCAGAAAACGAACGAAAAGCUGCUGAGGCUGAGCACCAAGCUAUGUUGGAGAAAUUAGAAAGGAUGAGAAUCGAGAAAGAGAACGAAGCGAAAAAGAGGGCUGCUGAGGAACAAGCCCGCAAAGAACGCGAGAAGCAAGAACAACUUUUGGAAGAAAACAGGAAAAGGGAAGAACAAAAACUGCGCGAGAAGGAAGAGGCGGAACGCAAAGAACGAGAGGAAAAGAAACGUGAAAUUGAAGAACAGAAACGCAAGAUAGAAGAGGAGCGUCAGCGUGUAGAAGACGAGAAGAAAGCGGAAGAGGCGAAGCGUCGUGCCGAGGAAAAGUGGCGACAAGAAGAAAACGAGAAAUUGAAAUUGGAGAACGAGCGUUUGAGGAAAUUGGCUGAAGAGAAUGAGCGUCUUGAGAAUCAAAGGAAAUUGAUUGAACAACAACAACAUGAAAAAGAAAUGGAACUCAAACGUAUUGAAGACGAGAAACAGAAGGAGCUUGAAGAAAAGAAACGAGCGAUUGAAGAAGAAAGAAAGGCAAGAGAAGAGGCGGAGAGAGUGAGAAAGGAGAAUGAAGACAAGGAAAUUGCACGCAAAGAAGCCGAAGAAAAAGCCCGUCGUGAGGAAUUUGAGAAAAAAAGGAAAGAUGCAGAGGAAGAGCGCAACAAGAAAGCGCGGGAGGAUAUGGAAAGGUAUCAAAAAGAAAAGGCGGCAAGACUUCUUAAGAAAAACAGAAAGACGGCAAAGAGACAAGUAGCGCCACUUGCGCAGUCGCAAUUCAUCAGUCCACUCGGUCGAUCUAAGUCGCCAGUGGGAAGUCCAAGAUUGUCAGACACUGUCCAGAGAAAGAUCGAGGAGAAAGAAGGAAGUGUUGUGAUGGGAACAACACCUGUUGCCACACCAACAAAGCGAAGGGGUGUUGUAACGUCGUCUCAACCUGAAGAAUCACAAACGCUGUUCUAUCCGUCUGCAAUCAAGUCGAGUGUGUCAUUUUCGACACCAGGAACUCCAGUCAAAGAGAAUGUAAAAGCGGACCAGACGAUGGGACAUUUGUCAAAGAAGGUCAACAGUACAGUCAAUUCAGAAAUGGUUGAAAAAGACAGACUGAAGACACAAAAGAGUAGACGGUUUUCGUUCAGAGAAAAGAAAUAUGUUGAAGAUAUUAUGCCGGAGUUAGUCGAUGGAGGCGAGGUUAAUCUUGAGAGAGAGGGGGUCAGUGGAAAGGUAGCAAAACCAAAAAAGCAAAAACAGUCGGGAAAGAGUCGAUGUUCCAUUGUUUAA
Molecule: messenger RNA, 4437 nt
Organism: Entamoeba invadens IP1
Lineage: Eukaryota; Evosea; Mastigamoebida; Endamoebidae
Product: trichohyalin, putative
Exons: 2
Coding region: 1-4437 (1478 amino acids)
Source: RefSeq, a predicted model, not a curated record